ACAAUUCUUGAACAAUUUUAUGUUGCCAUAGCCAAACAUCUAUGAAGGUGAUUAUUACAUGAUCUUUGCAAUUUUCCUUUGCCAACUACUGAUCACGGUUGAGACUAGCAGCAACAUAACCUGCGUAUAGCGGAUUAGUCAUCAUACUCAUCUCACCUGUAGGUAUCUCCACCUUCUAAGAACGUUUCACCUGCCGGGUGGCGCUCAACUCUCUCUCGCUCUCUUGAAAAGUGCUGAUCGCGUGCCGGGGUCGGAAGUCGUUCUCGUUGUGGCUGAUGCUGGUCAGGAGAUGACGCUUACGAUGCCGAUGGAUGACGACGACGGUGGCGGCGGCGGUGGCGGCGACUCCGACGAUGAUCUUACUGUGUAGCAGUGUAUUACACCGCGAGAUGUGUUUUUUUUUCUGCUCGCCGCUGUUUGCAGGCAGGUACUCGUCGGGUUCCUAGUAGUAACGACGAUGCAGACGAAGCCUUCAUAUAUAAGUACAGGGGCUAGUGAUGCUGUACUCCUAUUUUAUCGGGUACUUCCAAGUGACGAGGAUCUCGCAGAUUCUCGCGGUUCCGCGUUCUGUCGUUGAUCGCAUCCUGGAUCAAAAGGUUGGAUUGAUGUGUGCAUUGAAAAGGACUGUUAAUUAGCGUGAAAAGGGUGAUUGAGAACUUACACGAAUAAUAAUCGAUAACUACGAGUUUUCAACAUGUGAGUGAGAUCCUAGGUGAUAUCCUUUGAAUAAGAAGAAAAAAAAAAUAAAAAAAAAAAAAGAAUAAAAAAUCGAUGUUUAAUUCAAAUUGUGCAAGUGGAAUGUAAGACAUCUCCUGAAAAAAAAAGUUGAAUUUGAGCAAUUGUGCAGUUGUUGUAAUACUUGAUGAAACAUUGUGUGUCGAUGAUUGCUGAUUAAAGAAAACUCCGACUAGUUAGAACGACAGAAUUUGGAUACCGAGCUGGACACGAGCUACUCAUUGGAAUAUUUAUUGAUCACUUGGGAGUCACCUGAAAAUGGUUGCCUAGGUGAGCAAUAAAUCGUGUCGCGAACGUAGCGGUUGACACAGGUCUGGUACUUCAAUCGAAGAAAAACUAGAAGUAGCUCUUCAAGAUGACGACUACUCCCGUGAUUCCGCUGGAUGCUGGACGGAAGCGGAUCGUCCGGUUAGGAUUUCUCGGCAUGCUAUUCAUCGUACUGGGCUGUGUCAUAGUGGUGCUUAAUCCAACUGAUCUGGUCGUGAACAACAUGCUGAGUAUGAAUGAAGGUUCUUACUUGCACAGGCUGUGGAAGAAACCACCGCUGGAAGUGUUCAUUAGCAUUUACGUGUUCAAUGUGACUAAUGCGGAUGCAUUCAUGCGAGGAAAGGAAAAAAUGAAGGUGGAAGAACUAGGGCCGUACGUAUACCAGGAGUUCCUGGAAAAUCACAACUCAACUUUCAACGCAAACGGUACUCUGAGUUUCACUCCUAUCCGGCGGCAAGUAUUUGUCCCUGAGCGAUCGGUUGGAGAUCCUAGACAUGAUCUAAUAAUUGUUCCCAAUAUUGCGUAUUUGGGCGUGGCCAGUGCGGCUUACCGUAUGUCUGCGUGGGCUUCUAUUGCUGUUGCUGCCGCUCUGAAACCUCUUGGAAUGAGUCCGUUCCUCAACAUUACUGUCCAUGAUCUUCUCUGGGGAUACGAGGAUCCACUAGUUCAAGUGGCUUCAACACUCCUUCCGAACAUCAUUCACUUCAAGAAGAUUGGUAUUCUCGAUCGCAUGUUCGACGAUGGGUUCGAUACCGUUACGAUCAAUCUGCCGGAAGCUGUUCAAAAGUUGCGUAAAACCAAAAUAGUGGCAGAUGUUUCCGAAGAAGAGUUGGACUCCGUCGAGGAGGAGUACUUUGCGGGCGAUGCGCUGCAGAUUGCCGCCGAAGAGGAGGCCGAGGAAACGGACGACCCCAUUCGUAACUACUCGAUCGAUCUGUGGAAUGGUUCUCCUGGACUAGCGCACUGGGGCUACGUUGGGAAGGAUCACUGGGACGCAGAGCGAAGGAACACCCCAUGCAACACGUUACAAGGUUCUUACGAUGGAACUGUGUUCCCUCGGAACAUUUCCAAAACGGAAAUUUUCAAAGUCUAUCGGAAGGCUUUUUGUCGAACGUUGCCUAUUGCAUUCGAACGGGAAGGUAUGCACGACGGAAUCAAGGCUUAUUGGUUUUCCAUUCAGGAGAAUGCGUUCGAAAGUUCGGUUGAUGAUCCUUAUACGUCGUGCUAUUGUCGGAAUGGAAAUUGUUUACCGAAAGGAUUGGGGGAUCUUAGCCCCUGUUGGUAUAAUAUUCCAGUAGCCGUAUCGUUGCCUCAUUUCUACAAGGGCGAUCCAGCGUUAUCCGAAGCCAUCGAGGGAUUGAGUCCGAAGAAGGAGUUACACGAUGCAAUCAUCAUCAUGCAACCACAACUGGGAAUUCCAAUGACGGCCAGCAUUCGAGUGCAGAUUAAUCUCCUAACCAAUGUGAAAUUCAUAUCGGAUUUGAAACCACUGGACAAAACAGUGAUUCCGCUGAUAUGGGCUCAAAUGGAAGUGGAGAAGCUUACGCCGGACAUCGUGAUGCUGUUACACCUACUGUUCGACAUUGCACCGUACCUGCAAACGGGGUGCGUGUACUUGCUCUCCCUGCUGGGGGUUUCGCUACUCGCCACCACGGCACUGAUGUUGCUCUACUCUCGCCAUGCAACGCUCGAGUACGACCCACGUAAAUCGAUUCGGUACUCAACGGUCAGCAUGAUACCGUUCCCGCUGCGGAAGGAGCUGGAGAAGUACGGCGAGGCUGAAAUUCGACGUGAGGCUUUGCUGAUUGAGAAUGAGCCUUGAGGGAGGAGGCGUUUCGCGGUUAAUUCUAGUAUUUUUAUUACAAGAUUUCACUUGUACCUGGUUGAGACGAGUGGAAUUCGAACUGUUUAUUAUUCUUAUAGAAUACACUGAGCAUUGUGAUAUUUACAUAUAAGUUAAGACGCGAAUUCGACAUAAAAGAACUUUUACAAUUAAAUAGUUAGAAAAAUACCUACUUAAUAAAAGCGUGAGUGCGAGCAUACAUGGGGAAUGAAAACAAUAGAGAUCCAUGAACUGAAAUUAUAAGCUACAGAACGCUGUGAUGCUAAUUAAUCUUAAAACAUGACAAUACUUUAUCUCUUAACAGCUCUAACGACGGGUUUCAGAAAACAGGACUUUUAUAUCUAUGGCGCGGUUCAGUAAUAACGGGAAUGUGAUGAGACUAGCUUAUGUAGCAUUAUAUGUACUGAACUAAAUAUUUGAAUGAAAAUAAACAAAGUUUUACUAGCUA
Aedes albopictus (Asian tiger mosquito) is the source of this 3293-nucleotide messenger RNA. Its product is annotated as scavenger receptor class B member 1. Gene Ontology annotation, cellular component: cytoplasm; membrane. Gene Ontology annotation, molecular function: scavenger receptor activity. The transcript is spliced from 9 exons. Bases 1091 to 2824 code for a protein of 577 amino acids. Lineage: Eukaryota; Metazoa; Arthropoda; Insecta; Diptera; Culicidae. The record is from RefSeq and is a predicted model, not a curated record.